Fomitopsis serialis is the source of this 1125-nucleotide messenger RNA. RefSeq lists its product as uncharacterized. Gene Ontology annotation, biological process: nucleocytoplasmic transport; activation of GTPase activity. Gene Ontology annotation, molecular function: GTPase activator activity; small GTPase binding. The transcript is spliced from 4 exons. Bases 64 to 1125 code for a protein of 353 amino acids. Lineage: Eukaryota; Fungi; Basidiomycota; Agaricomycetes; Polyporales; Fomitopsidaceae. The record is from RefSeq and is a predicted model, not a curated record. Gene Ontology annotation, cellular component: nucleus; cytosol; perinuclear region of cytoplasm.
CGCAGAGACGCACCACUUCUUGUGCACGAACACCAUUGACUGUACUCUCCUCCUACUACCACCAUGUCCAAGAUAUUCUCACUACAGGGGCGCGGUCUGAAGCUCAACACAAAGGCUGACAUCGAGCCAUAUUUAAAGGACGUCCCUACCACGAUCGAGGAGAUCCAUUUGGGCGGCAACACGAUCGGUGUGGAAGCUGCAGAGACCCUUGCAGAGUUCCUCGCGAAGACGACACAUCUGAGGAUAGCUGACUUCGCGGACAUCUUCACCGGUCGUCUGAUCAGCGAGAUCCCGCAGGCCCUCUCCGCCCUCUGCGACGCGCUCAUCCCCAAGACCACGCUCGUCGAGCUCGACCUCUCCGACAACGCCUUCGGCGGGCGGUCCGUCGACCCCAUGGUCCCCUUCCUCACGCAGAACCGCGCCUUCCAGGCGCUCCUCCGCUCCGCCGAGCUCUCUGCAGAGAAGGGCGAGCCAUCCAACCUCCGCGUCGCGCUCGCCGCGCACGGCGGGCUCACGGAGGUGCGCAUGCCGCAGAACGGGAUCCGGAUGGCGGGUGCUGCGGCGCUCGCGCACGGGCUCGCGGGCUGCGCGGGGCUGGUUCACCUCGACCUGCAGGACAACACGUUUGGCGAGUCGGGCUCGACCGCGAUGGCGGCCGCCCUCCGCACGUGGCCCUCCCUCCGCACGCUGAACCUGAGCGACUGCGUGCUUGCGGAGGAGGGCGCGGUCUCGCCUGUGUUGGAGGCGCUCGUGCAGGGGAGCAACCCGAAGCUCGAGCUGCUGCAGCUCCAGAAUAACAACCUCGACGCGCAGAGCUUCGCGUUGCUUGCGGACGCGCUGGAGGUUCACUUGCCGGCGCUGAAGCGGAUAGAGGUGCAAUGGAAUGAGGUGGAGGAAGAAGAUGAGGGCAUUGAGACGUUGACUGGGUUGAUGAAGAAGCGCAAUGGGAAGCUCGUACUGGACGACGAUGAGGAGGAGGAGGAGGAGGAGGAGGAAGAGGAAGAAAAGGAGGAAGCAGAGGAAGAAGGGAAGGAGGCCGAGCCGGCGAAGACAGCAGAGCCUGCCAAGAAGGACGAGGCAGACGAGCUCGCAGACCUGUUCAGCAAGGUCGAAAUCAAGACUUGA